Messenger RNA from Dictyostelium purpureum, 462 nucleotides. RefSeq lists its product as uncharacterized. Lineage: Eukaryota; Evosea; Eumycetozoa; Dictyosteliales; Dictyosteliaceae. The transcript has a single exon. The record is from RefSeq and is a predicted model, not a curated record. Bases 1 to 462 code for a protein of 153 amino acids.
AUGUCAUUUAAAUAUACACUAGCAAUAAUCAAACCCGAUAUUUUAGUUAAACAAAACCAAAAAAUUCCAAAAAUAUUAGAAUUAAUCGAAAGCAAAUUUAUAAUACACGAAAAGAAACAAUUAAACCUAACUAUCGAGCAAGCUGAACAAUUCUAUAGCGAUCAUAGAGGAAGAUUCUUUUAUGAACGAUUAGUUUCAUUUAUGACAAGAGGUCCUAUCAUACCUUUAAUUCUAUCAGACAAAUCAAUAACUGAUCAUGAUAAAACCAGUUCAAGUAUUAAAAGCUGGAGAGAUUUUAUAGGUCCAACUCACAGAGAUAAAGCAAGGGAAGUAGAUUGUUUAAGGGGUACUUUUGGUUCAUCCGAUACUAGAAAUGCUUUUCAUGGAUCAGGUUCAGAAGAGGAAGCCAUAAAAGAAAUACUUUUCUUUUUUCCAAAUUUUAUAAAAGAAAAAAAAAAUUAA